AUGAGGCUCAUCAUCAGACCUGAUAGUGUAUCAGCAUCUGCCCAUGUUGCACACUACAUCCUCGACCGUAUUAGAACCUUCGAGCCAACGACAGAGAAGCCAUUCGUUCUCGGAUUGCCUACGGGUAGCAGUCCGAUCCAGAUCUACGAGAUCCUCGUUGCAGAGCACAAGGCCGGCCGCAUUUCGUUUGAAAAUGUCAUAACCUUCAACAUGUACGUCGGCCUGCCACAAACACAUCCCGAGUCAUACCACAGCUUCAUGUUCCGCCACUUCUUCUCACAUGUCGACAUUAAGCCCGAGAAUGUUCACAUUCUUGACGGCAACGCAUCUGACUUGGAUGCCGAGUGCGCCUCCUACGAGGAAAAGAUCAGAGCUGCUGGCGGCAUUGACCUCUUCCUCGGGGGCGUCGGCCCGGACGGCCACAUCGCUUUCAAUGAGCCUGGUUCAAGUCUGGCGUCUCGUACGAGAGUGAAGACCUUGGCGAUGGAUACAAUACGCGCAAAUGCCCGAUUCUUUGGUGGUGAUUUGAACAAGGUCCCGCAGAUGGCUUUGACUGUUGGCGUACAGACAGUGAUGGAGGCAAGAGAAGUAGUCAUUAUCGUGAACGGAGCCAGCAAGUCAAUCGCUCUCCAAAAGGCCAUUGAGGGAGGCGUGAAUCACAUGUGGACGCUGUCGUGUUUGCAAUUGCACCCCUACUCAAUGAUCGUUGCAGACGAGGACGCAACAUUGGAGUUGCAGGUCAAGACAGUCAAGUAUUUCAAGAGCAUUGAGAAAGUCGGACUCGGAAAAGGUUUCGAGCAGAAGCUGCCUUUGAGAUUGAGGACCACGUCGCUUGCCAGCCCUCCUCAGACGCCCCAAACACCGUCUAAUGCAAAGACGACGUUUGAUGUGGACCACUUGGUGGAGUUGACGCCAGAUAGCAUGUCGUCUCGCAUCGCUUCAUGGCCUGUAAUCUAA
This is a messenger RNA of Colletotrichum godetiae, 957 nucleotides long. Its product is annotated as glucosamine-6-phosphate deaminase. Gene Ontology annotation, biological process: N-acetylneuraminate catabolic process; N-acetylglucosamine catabolic process; D-glucosamine catabolic process. The record is from RefSeq and is a predicted model, not a curated record. Gene Ontology annotation, cellular component: cytoplasm. The transcript has 5 exons. Lineage: Eukaryota; Fungi; Ascomycota; Sordariomycetes; Glomerellales; Glomerellaceae. The coding region runs from base 1 to 957 and encodes 318 amino acids. Gene Ontology annotation, molecular function: identical protein binding; glucosamine-6-phosphate deaminase activity.